This is a messenger RNA of Rhodofomes roseus, 448 nucleotides long. RefSeq lists its product as uncharacterized. The transcript has 6 exons. The record is from RefSeq and is a predicted model, not a curated record. NCBI's taxonomy places the organism in Eukaryota, Fungi, Basidiomycota, Agaricomycetes, Polyporales, Fomitopsidaceae. The annotation marks the transcript as partial.
AGCAGUUCCCGAAACGAUUGCACUGAAGGCUAUCUGGGCUGGCUACGAUGCGGUUAUUGCUGUCAUAGCUGCCUUGCGUGUCUAUGCUAUCAACGGCAAGGAUUGGCGACUAUCUGCCGUUGUCUUCGUAUUGCUCCUUCUGCGCAGUGCUUACGAUGUGUUCGACGGUAUCGAUGCACUUGGGGUCGAUGUCCCUCCGCCAGUUGGGUGUGUAAUUGACAAUGCCCCUUCAGUGGACGUUCAAGUGUAUAUUGCGUCGAUUGCCACAUCAAUCGCUGCGGAUGCCAUCGUGUUCGUCGUUACCUGGCGCCGCACAUACGAUGUGGUACGACUUUCCCGCGAGGCGAACAUCAAAGUGUCUCUCAGCUCUCUGUUGUUGAGAGACGGAGCAAUAUACUUUGUCUCGCUUUGCAUCGUCAAUUGUAUCACCGUUGCCACCAGUUCGACG